Messenger RNA from Tetrahymena thermophila SB210, 3120 nucleotides. Its product is annotated as transmembrane protein, putative. NCBI's taxonomy places the organism in Eukaryota, Ciliophora, Oligohymenophorea, Hymenostomatida, Tetrahymenidae. The transcript has 2 exons. The record is from RefSeq and is a predicted model, not a curated record.
AUGAAUUAAAAUACAUUCAAGAAUUUAAAAAAAUAGAUUUUAAGAAUAAUUUUUAAACAUUUUGUUUUAAUACUUUAAAAUUGCUUAGUACCUAAACUAAGAUUUCUUUUGUUGCAUAUUAUUAUAAAUUACUGGUUUUAAAUAUUCUUCUAAAAUUAAUUAAAUAAUAUUAAAAAAACUAUUUGCAAAGAGAGUGAUGAGUUACUAUUAAAAAUUAUUUAUAUUAAUUUUUUAAAGAAAUUAAAUUACAAGAAAAGACUUAUCCUCUUAAUUGAACUUACAAACAGAAAAUUAAUUAUUCUACUUGAAGUAAAUAUUUACUAAUCAAUGAGAAAACAAAAGAAAAGUAAAAGUAAAAAAUAAGAUUCUUCCUCUAACAGCAGUGAAAGUGAAAGCGAAAGCGAAAGUGAUAGCGAAAGUGAGAGAAGUGUUUCAUUAAAUAGCGAAAAAUAAAUAAACAAAGGAUAAAAAAGAAAAAAAAAACGAUAGUAGACUUUCAGUAAAAAGAAUGAAGGAGAUUCAGUAGUAAAAAAAAAGGUGUAAAUUGUUCUAGAUAAUAGUGAAAGAGAUGACUUUAAUAUGAACAACAGGUCAAAAUUGAGAAAACCAACUAGUAUUGUAAAAUUUAGAAAGACAGUUGAUGUAGAUGAGGAUGAAGAAGAUAACAGAGAUGAACAAUUGGAAGGAGAUUUUAUUCAAGAUAAUAACAAAUAAGAUGAUUAUUAAAUGAAGAGGUAGUUUUAGAGAAAAAAAGGACCUUCUAAAACUGUUGUAAACACAUAAAAUCUUUAAGAUUUGAAAAGUAAGGCAAGAUUACUUGAUUAGUAAAAUUUGGUUAUUGAAGAUUUAGAGUAAAAGUUAGAAAAGCAAUAAUAACAAGUACUUGCUCUUGACUUAGAAAAAAAGUAAGACAUAUUAGAGAAAUAAAAGGAUAUUGAGUAUCUAAAUACUUAAAAGUACAUUUUAGAAAAUAAAGUUGUGAAACAUAAAACUUAGUUAGAAAGGUUAAAAGAAAAAUUGAAAGUGAGGAAAGGCUCAAUUCUAAAUCUAAAUCUUGAGAGAAGAAGCUUUUUAGAAUAAGCACUAGAUUAGUAAAAUUAAAACGAAUAAGUAUUUCAUCUACCUUAUGAAUUGUAGCAAGCGCUUAUAAAAAAGUAUAAUUGCUUUAAUUAAACUAAAACUUAUAUUACUAAUAAUUAUCCGCUCAGUAGAUAUGUUAACCGAAUUCUUAAUUAUUAUUCUAAAAAUGAGUAACUUCAUUUUGGUUGCAUAGCUAUGCACUUUAAUUCUUCCUUUGUGUUCUUCAUACUCUUUCUUCCUUUUAUUAUUAUAUAAAUUUUAUCAAACUAGCCAGAUAUCAGUUUGAAUUCUCCUUUCGCGAUUUUUAUGUAUCAUGAAUACAACAAAAAUAACUUAUCAGUGUAUAUUGCCAUAUUCAUUGUAUUUAUAAUACUCAGUAUUCUUUUACUUUACUAAAGAGUUUCUCAUAUGCAUAGAAAGGAAAUUUAAAGUGAAGCUUAAUCCUUUAAAGAGUUAGAAAAUUUUAAACUUGUUUUUUCUUCCGUCAAUUUUCGUCUAAGAAACUAUGAUUUUAUGAAAAGGUAACAGAUUGCUUUGAAGUAAAGAGUGCAUUUGACUUGGAGUUUAACUGGAUAGCUUAUAGAAAGGAGAAAAAAAUAUGGAAAUUGGAUAUAUCUGUUAAGGAUAUUAGUCAUAGCAAUAUAAAUAUUCUUAGUGCUUGGAGGACUUUAUUUGAUUCACUAUUUAAAUCAAAUGGAUUUUUUUCAAUCAACAAUAAUACUAAAAAUGCCUUUAGUUUUUACUUUUACAUGUGUAUUCAUAGCUUAUGUCUCAGCUUAGAUUUCGUAUUUUAUGACUUAAUUUGAGAACUGGAACACAUACACUCUUUCUUGCCAUGUAAAAGUGUGGAAACAAUAUUUAAUCCAUUCUUUAGCACUUUUUUAUACAUGCUUGAAAUUAAGUCCUCUUAGCUUUUCAGACUAAGAUCUCAGAUUGAUAGGGUUACAAAAUAACUUUGUUUAUAUAACAUCCAAAUAUGAAUGUACAUCUGAAUAGCUUGUUUACUCAAUUUUGUCGCUUUAUUUUGCUUAGGCAGUAUGGUGUUUAAUUAGCAUGGUAAUUCCAAACUUUUUUGCAUUGAUAUUUGGAACAAAGUAAAAAGAAUAGCAAAUCAGAAAAUUGACUCCUUUUAAAGUAGUUGAAGAUUCCUAUUAACUCAUUGUUUUGGUUAUGAUGACAAACAUACUCAUUCCUAUUUUUCCUUUGAUUACACUUUUUAAUUGUCUAACGCAUUUAAUUAUUUUUGGUUUCAACUGGUUGGUCAUUACGAAACUGAAAUAUUAAAACUUCUCAAGCGUUUCAAGAUAAUUUAUACAAUAAAAACUUGUCAAAUUUUAUGUAAUGAGCAACAUAUUAUCUCUCAUAUAUUUUGCUAUUAUGUGCUAUUAAGUCUAGGCAGAAUAUUUUCAAGGAAAAUAAUAUUCUUAAAACAGUUUAAAGAUAUGCGGUCCUUUGGAUAUAAAUACAACAGUUGCUGAAUCUAUUUCAUCAAAAAUAAACUCUUUAAAUUACAUAAAUUCUGUAUUUGACUUUAUUUCAUGGCAGCCAAUAUUGUGGGUUGUGAUAAUAUCUUUGUACUUUAUGUACAGAAUAGAGUCAAGAGGAAAGCAGGCAUGGAGAAUAGAAUACUUAAUAAAAAGUAGAGAAAUGAUCACAAUUAAAAAAUAUUUUUAGAAAGAAGUUUAGCUUUAUGAGUAGAGAAUACAAUAAGCCGCUAAUGAUAUGCAAAGCUUAGAUACACCAAUAUCUAAAGGAAAUAAUUCUGUCAAAUUUUUUUCUGAUACAGUAACUCCCUCUAAAAGUAAGUUUUCUUAGGAUAGAGCAAUAUAAAUGAGUCCUUUAAACACUAAUCAAGCAAUAAGCGUAACAGGAGGUAACGUUAGCAUAAAUUUAAAUGAGUUUUCAUCCUCAAAUGUCUUGGAUGAUACAAAGUAAUUAUUCACGUUCAAAAAAAAUAUGAAUCAAAGUAGUCCUAAUUAAUUCUAACUAAGAAUAAAUAAUAGCGGAAGCAAUUAUUAUAGUAAAUUUAAACCAGCCUGA